AUGAACAGUGCAUAAUGAACAGGAUCUGGGGGACGAAAUGAGGCUAGCGGUUAAGGCGUCGUUACUGCUGCUGUCUUUUUGGCUUAAGGCUGAAAGUCAUUCUUGGCCCAGUACCAUUUUCAACAAGAAUCCGAAGAAGAAUUGGGCAGUGUUGGUCGCCGGUUCAGAUGGUUGGUACAAUUAUCGUCACCAGGCGGACGUGUGCCAUGCAUAUCAGUUGCUGACAGGAAGAGGGAUACCGCCGGAAAACGUGAUUACGAUGAUGGUAGACGAUAUAGCUAACAACAAGAGAAAUCCUUUCAGAGGGCAGAUAUUCAACGACUACAAACAUCAAGACGUGUACAAUGGAACGAUAAUCGACUAUAAAGGAAACGAGGUCGAUCCGCAUGUGUUGAUACGCGUGUUACUUGGUAACGAAACGCUCAAAGCCAGGGGAAAGAAGGUUUUAGAGAGCGGUCCAGAAGACAACGUCUUUCUUUAUUUUACCGACCACGGUUCCGCAGGCUUGAUUGCUUUUCCAAACGGUGAGCUGUACGCUCGAAAACUGAACGAGACAGUCACAAAAAUGCAUGCGUCAAAACGUUACAGCAAAUUCGUGAUGUAUGUGGAGGCAUGUUAUUCUGGCUCCAUGUUUGACGGUAUACUCUCUUCCAAAAUAAAUGCCUACGCAGUUACCGCUGCCAACCCGCAUCAAUCUAGUUGGGCAUCCUUCUGCGAAGACCCAGUCAUCAACACCUGCCUUGCGGACGAGUUUUCUCACAAUUGGAUGGAGGAUACAGAAAGGCAUUCGAUAUACAACCGGACCUUGAAACAACAAUAUAAAAGCGUGAGAGCCCGCACAUUGAAGAGUCAAGUGCAACGGUAUGGCGAUAUGCAUCUGGACAAACGAAAAUAACAAGGCGCAACAAAAUAUUAUAUCAAUAUCAAUCUAACAACAUAUACCCGUUUUAUAUGUGUCACUGGAUUAGCGCGGUAUGAAAGAUAUUUAGGUGCACAGACUGCCAGAUGGUGUUUAACCUCCUUUUGCAGAAAAUCGGCUCUGAAACAUUGGACAAGUUCCAAGCCCAUGGACAAAUCCGCACUGAGCCGGUGGAUGGAGAUUAUGGACUCGGCACCCUGGUGAAGCAUACGAUUGAGGACAUAGUAUUACAUGCGACGAAAACUGGCAAAUCACAUAAGAAACAUGUGCCCAAAUUACAAGAGCUGAAGUGCUUCGAAACGGUUUUUGAAGCGUUCAAACUGAAGUGCUUUACCAUCCAGCAGGUUCCCGAAGUGGCCCAGUAUUCUGUUCAGUUGGCCAAGUUAUGUGAACAAGGAUAUGACCCGAAUACGGUGGUGGAUUCUGUGUACGAAAUGUGUGCAUAAGUACAAGAUUGCUACACAAUAUUUCAACAAGCGAAUUAUCAACUGUCGACAUCCCGGUACUGGCUACUCCCUACUGUAUGCAUAGCGUAAUGCCUUGUAAAUCCAACCACAGCUAAAUAGUAACAAUUACAUGCGCAAGCUUUCGGUCUACCAAUAAAGAGAGGUGUGUACAACGCUG
This is a messenger RNA of Dicrocoelium dendriticum, 1543 nucleotides long. Lineage: Eukaryota; Metazoa; Platyhelminthes; Trematoda; Plagiorchiida; Dicrocoeliidae. The record is from the annotation of a GenBank genome assembly.